AUGAGGUCCCAAUUUUCGGCAAUGACGUUGCUGGCAUGCCAGGCACUGGCUUGGAGCCACAGUAGUGCAAAGGAGCUGAAAAGUUUGUUGGCGAAGAAGGACGAUACUUUGGUUGCCUUUGUCGUGCCUGACCACGAGUCUAGCAAGGCUCUAUUACCAGAAUGGACUGCCCUCCAAGAUAAAAUCGCAGCCAAGUCGAUCGAUUGUAUUGCCUCACAAGACUUGUGCGCCGACUUCGACGUCGUCUCGUUCCCUGCUAUUCGUCUGUAUCGUGGAGACCAACCAAUGGUCCGAUAUCGUGGACCACGUACAGCCUCGUCCCUCAUGUCCUUCUUCGCACGACAGCAGCAACCUGCAUGCACCAAAUUGAGCAAGGAUCAAAUAGAAAGGUUUACUACUACAGACGACUUCGUUUUCAUAACGCACUUGCACAAAGACGACAAGGAAUUGCUCAGUCGAUUCUCCGCAACCGCCGAAGCGUAUAGAGAUCGCUACUCAUUCGGGUAUUUGACCGACGUUGGGCAACGAGACGCAAGCAGAUUAACAUGCUACAACAACAUUGACAAUCUGGAGCGCUCAGAGGCAGGACUGGACCAAAGCGGGGUUAUCGAACGAUUUCUCGAGACUUGCACGGAACUAUUGAUUCCGCAAUUGACGCGGAGGACAGAGCUCAAGUACAGACAGCCAGGGAGGUCGUUGGUGUACUAUUUUACUGGCGAAGAGUCCGACCGAGACUUGUAUGUGAAGAGGAUGAAGCCGCUUGCCGGGACAUACCAAGAAUAUUUAAGGUUUGUGACAGUUGACAGUACCGAAUAUGCCGACAUGUCGCGCGGCAUGGGCCUGGAAUCGAAGAGAGGUCUCGUGGUGGAACACACACACGGCGGCCAGCUCUUCCCAUACCGCGGCUCAGGUGGUGAUAUUGGGGCUGAAGAGGUUGAAAACUUUAUUACGGCGAUUUCGCAGGGAGCAGUUCAGCCCUGGACAGGGCACCGUGACGGCUCUGCAAAAGAUGAACUCUGA
Messenger RNA from Metarhizium acridum CQMa 102, 1020 nucleotides. RefSeq lists its product as uncharacterized. Gene Ontology annotation, biological process: protein folding; response to endoplasmic reticulum stress. The record is from RefSeq and is a predicted model, not a curated record. Gene Ontology annotation, molecular function: protein disulfide isomerase activity. NCBI's taxonomy places the organism in Eukaryota, Fungi, Ascomycota, Sordariomycetes, Hypocreales, Clavicipitaceae. Gene Ontology annotation, cellular component: endoplasmic reticulum.